AUGUACCCAGGCGAUCUUGACGACCUUUGGGAGUUCACUUGCGUGUUUCGCCACAGAGACAUUCAUACCGUUCGGAGCUUUAGUUUCCAUACUACUGUCUACCAAAAGAGGAAAAACAAGUUCAUCACAAAUGCCGGCCGCGCCCCACGGGACCACAACGCCCUACGCUUCGUGGAUGAGAACAUCUACAGAACCUUCGCCAAUGCGAACAACGGACAUGUAGCAGUUUACAACGCCGAAACAGCCACAAUCAACGAAUACGCCACCCUCUGUGACCUCCUCCUAGACCUAGGGUUCCACCUCAAACAACACGAGCACGACAGGUGGGAAGACGAACCGGUAGCAGAAGAGAGAGACCGAAGCCGCAGGCCGUCGCCAAAGGAACAAUUCGUCUCUCCUGACUUGUAUGGGUACUGUUCGGAAGUGGUUCCUCGACCAACCGAGAUUAAGAAAGUGUCCUUCACCGGGUUUUCCGACAUCGUCCAGCUGCUUGCUCACUCCACUGGGUUCGCAGCCCUCUCUUCAACGGGGGAGGUGUACACGUGGGGCGAUGAGCGGUUUGUAGGGUGUUUGGGGAGGGAUGUUACUGAUGAGUGCCCAGCUCACUACCCCUCCCCCGUCCCCCUCCUCUCCCAACUUCCCACCGGCCCCGUCCGGCACCUCUCUAUCGGCCCUACCUCCUCUUUGCUCGCCUGCCUAACAGCCGGCAACGACCUCUACGUCUGGGGGGAUCCCAGACGGUUACCCCCUUCUCUCCAAACACUUUUCUUCGACCAACGGCAGGCCGACGACGGUUGGCACGACUACAAUGACGGUCCGGUCCCUGUGGUAAUCACCGACACGGACGGGAACGAGGUGGAUGGUAUCGUGGACGUGGCCGUGGGAACGGAACACAUGAUUGCGCUGACGGACCAAGGGGAGGUGUAUGUGAUUGGGCAGAAUUGGUGUGGUCAGUUGGGGCUGGGAGAGGAGAUUGAGUACGUUAUGAAGUGGGAGAAGGUGCCUUUGUCGCUGGACGAUGGAGUUAGCGGGACUAAAAAGGAGAUCAAGGCGGUUGCGGCGGGGCCGUGGGCGAGUUUCUUGAUUGUUGGUGAGGAGGAGUAG
Messenger RNA from Neurospora tetraspora, 1104 nucleotides. RefSeq names its product regulator of chromosome condensation 1/beta-lactamase-inhibitor protein II. NCBI's taxonomy places the organism in Eukaryota, Fungi, Ascomycota, Sordariomycetes, Sordariales, Sordariaceae. Bases 1 to 1104 code for a protein of 367 amino acids. The record is from RefSeq and is a predicted model, not a curated record. The transcript has 4 exons.